This is a messenger RNA of Ahaetulla prasina, 2587 nucleotides long. RefSeq names its product zinc finger protein OZF-like. Gene Ontology annotation, biological process: regulation of transcription by RNA polymerase II. Gene Ontology annotation, molecular function: RNA polymerase II cis-regulatory region sequence-specific DNA binding; DNA-binding transcription factor activity, RNA polymerase II-specific. Lineage: Eukaryota; Metazoa; Chordata; Lepidosauria; Squamata; Colubridae. The transcript is spliced from 3 exons. The record is from RefSeq and is a predicted model, not a curated record. Bases 1 to 1548 code for a protein of 515 amino acids.
AUGGCGCGCGGAGCCGUCUCUGCGGGCAUUCAAGCCGAUGCCCAGGUCAGUUCCACUGCACAUGCCUGCAAAAGUUACGUGUCUGAGGUAAAAGAUGAGGACCAUCGGUGGAAACCUGAGGAAGAGAAAGGAGCAGCCGAAGAGAUUGUGUGUAGCAAUGUUGUGCACAGAGGACCUGUGAAAGGUGCCCAUGAACAGUGGAGGCAUCAUGAGAAAACUCUGGAAAGAAAGAUUACCGUUAACUGCAUUUCUUCCUGGGGCAAUGAAAUCCCUGGCCAGGAGGGACUCCGCGAACGUGAGCAGAAGAAGAAUUCGCUCCGCAAUGCAGUUCAAGGCAAGCAGGCCGUCUACCAGUGCUUGUACUGUAAGAAGUCCUUCAACGCUCACUUCAAAUUGAUUAGACACCACAGGAUCCACACUGGGGAGAAACCGUACAAGUGUCUGGAUUGCGGCAAGAGCUUUGACCAGAAAGGCAACCUGAUUGCCCACGCGAGAAUCCACACGGGGGAAAAACCCUUCGUGUGCCCCGACUGUGGGAAAAACUUCAGCCACAAAGGAAGCCUUGUGUUGCAUGUGAGAACCCACACGGGAGAGAAACCGUACAAAUGCCCGGACUGCGGGAAAAGAUUCAGUCGAUCUGGGUCCCUCAAAGAACACGAGAAAACCCACACGGGCGAGAGGCCGUACGCUUGCUUGGAUUGCGGGAGGAGUUUCCGAAAGAACUCUGAGCUGGCCACGCAUUACCGGUUUCACACGGGCGAGAAGCCGUACAAAUGUUCGGGCUGUGAGAAAUCCUUCAGCACGAGCUCUAACCUCAUUGCCCAUCAAAGGACUCACACGGGUGAGAAACCGUACAAAUGUUGUGACUGUGGGAAAAGGUUUAGCCAGGCCGGAAAUCUGAAAGAACACGAGAGGACUCAUACGGGAGAGAAGCCGUAUAAAUGUCCAGACUGUGGCAAAAGCUUCCGGCAAAUCUCUUACUUUAUGAAGCAUCACCAGACUCACCUUCCAGAAGGGAAAAUGCCAAUGGAGGAGAAACCCUAUAAAUGCUCGGACUGCGGGAAAGGGUUUGGAGAGAAAGCAAGCCUUGGGAGACACGAAAGAAUCCACACCGGAGAGAAACCGUUUAAAUGCUCCGAUUGCGGGAAAAGCUUCUGCCUGAAAUCAAACCUGGUUGUCCACGUGAGAAUCCACACGGGAGAGAAACCGUACAAAUGUUCCGAGUGCGGGAAGAGCUUCAACCAGACGUCAAGUCUUCACAAUCACGAGCGAACCCACAAGGGCGAGGAACCCUACAAAUGUUUAGAAUGUGGGAAAAGCUUCAACAGGCCGUCGCAGCUGAAGACGCACGAGAGAAUCCACACCGGAGAGAAACCCUUUAAGUGCUCAGAAUGUGGGAAGGGCUUUGUUUACAGCCAUCACCUUGUUAGACAUCAGAGAAAUCACACGGAAGAGAAACCUUACAUAUGCUCCCAAUGUGGAAAGGGGUUUAGCCACAAAUCCACGCUUAUUAGACAUCAGGGAAUCCAUAAAGAAGGGAAAAAAUAGAUACCGUAUUUUUCAGAGUAUAAGAUGCAUCUUAGUUUUUGGGGAGGAAAAUAAGAAAAAAGCUGCUUGGCAGGUGGAUUGGCAUCCUGGAAUAUCCCCAAUCAGCUGUUCCCAGAGGUGAAUUUUAGCAACAGGUUCCUUGCUGUUCCUUGCAAGCUCUGUGCCUUGGGUUUUUUUUUGCUUUUUUUUUCUGCCUCUGAAACCCAGUUUCAGGGGGAAAAAAAUUCUUCCUUUGAAAGCCUCCAAAACAGAACUUCAGAAAAAAAGCCUCUGAAGCUCUGUUUGGGGGCUUCUUUUCUGAAGCUCUGUUUGGGGCUUCUUUUCUGAAGCUUAGUUUCUGAUGUUUUUUUUCAGCCUCUGAAACCUCUUUUUGAGAAGCUGGGCGGGCCUACAUUCGGAGUAUAAGACACACACAGAUUUUCACCCUCUUUUUUGGGGGAGAAAAAGGUGCAUCUUAUAUUCCGAAAAAUACGGUACGUUUUUUGGCUUUGCAUCAGGUGCACGUGUGAAAACUCAUGCAGAAAUCAGAAGUACAGCCAUAAAGAGAUCCAGGGUAGCAAUAGCACUCAGGGUUAUAUACCGCUUCACAGCCCCUCUCUAAAGUGGCUUACAGAGUCAGCCUAUGGCCCCCAACAAUCUGGGUCCUCAUUUUACCGACCUCGGAAGGAAUGAAAGGCUGAGUCAACCUUGAGCUGGUGAGGAUCGAACUGCUGGCAGCCGGCAGUCAGCAGAAGUAGCCUGCAGUACUGCAUUCUAACCACUGUGCCACUGCGGCUUUUGGAAUGUGCCUCUGUGGCUCAGACUGGUAAGACAGUCUGUUAUUAACAGCAGCUGCUUGCAAUUAUUGCAGGUUCAAGCCCCACCAGGCCCAAGGUUGACUCAGCCUUCCAUCCUUUAUAAGGUAGGUAAAAUGAGGACCCAGAUUGUUGGGGGCAAUAAAAGUUGACUUUGUAUAUAAUAUACAAAUGGAUGAAGACUAUUGCUUAACAUAGUGUAAGCCGCCCUGAGUCUUCGGAGAAGGGCGGGAUAUAAAUGCAAA